Molecule: messenger RNA, 2705 nt
Organism: Carassius gibelio (silver crucian carp)
Lineage: Eukaryota; Metazoa; Chordata; Actinopteri; Cypriniformes; Cyprinidae
Gene: vaspa
Product: vasodilator stimulated phosphoprotein a
Exons: 13
Coding region: 207-1403 (398 amino acids)
Biological process (GO): axon guidance; actin cytoskeleton organization; positive regulation of actin filament polymerization
Molecular function (GO): SH3 domain binding; profilin binding
Source: RefSeq, a predicted model, not a curated record
UGUGUGUGUGUCGAGAGCAGGGCUGAUCUCUCUCGUGUCAUUCGUGGGUUCUCCUCUCAGAUGAUUCGUUCUUGUUCACGCAGUGUGUGUUUGAUCGAGUUUCCCUCUUCUCUUCUAAACCAGGAAAUGUUUGAUGUCGAGCGGAUGUUGAGUGUCUCAGUCUGUGUCUUCAUCAGCAGCACGGGUGAGAUCGAGCUCCAUCAGUAAUGGGUGAACAAAGCAUCUGUCAGGCGCGGGCCACCGUCAUGUUGUACGAUGACGGCAGUAAGCGCUGGUUACCGGCCGGUUCUGGAGCUCAGUCCAUCAGCAGGGUUCACAUCUUCCAGAACCCCAGUAACAACAGCUUCAGGGUGGUGGGACGCAAACAACAGGCCGAUCAGCAGGUGGUCAUUAACUGUCCUCUGAUCCGAGGGAUCAAGUAUAAUCAGGCCACUCCCACGUUCCAUCAGUGGCGGGACGCACGGCAGGUCUGGGGUCUGAACUUCGGCAGUAAAGAGGACGCGGCUCAGUUCGCCAGCGGCAUGAUGCACGCUCUGGACCUGCUCAGCGGAGACGCCGGUGCACCUCUUCCUCCUCGACCGCCUCAGAACGGCCCGAGCGCUGAGGAGAUAGAGCAGAAGAGGAGACAGGAGCAGCAGGAGAGAGAGAGACAGGAGAGAGAGAGACAGGCGUCUGCUGCUCCGGCUCCGCCUCCUGGCCCUCCUCCCGCUCCUGGCCCCGCCUCUGCACCUCCUCCUCCCCCUGGACCUCCACCCGCUCCAGGACCCCCGCCUCCCCCACCACCACCACCUCCUUCAGGAGGAGGCCCGCCGGCCCCCCCACCCCCACCCUCAGGAGGAGGAGGAGGAGGAGGAGGAGGAGGGUUAGGAGGAGGUGAUGGAGGUCUGGCCGGGGCGCUCGCUGGAGCAAAACUACGCAAAGUGGCCAGGGACACUGACAGUGGAGCAGCAGCUCCUGCAGCGAGCGCCAGCUCAGGAGGAGGUGGAGGAGGAGGAGGAGGAGGUGGAGGAGGAGGACUGAUGGGAGAAAUGAGUGCAAUUCUCGCUCGACGGAAAAAAGCUUCUGACGCUCCAGUGGUCAAGAAGGAAGAAACAAGUAGCGCUGAUUCUGUGAACAAUGACUCCAGAGCUGCAGACAAACCAGAUGUGGUGAAGAAGCCCUGGGAGAAACCGUCGUCUGUGUCACGGGUGAAUUCAGCUUCUAAGAGUCAGGACAAGAGCCCGGUGUCUCCCGCGACUGCGGCUCCAUUGAACAGGACGAGACCCGGCAGCAGCAUAGGAGACGCCACAGACAUGGAGAAAUUCAAACAGGACAUCCUGGAGGAGAUGCGCAAGGAGCUGCAGAAGGUGAAGGACGAGAUCAUCAGCGCUCUGCUGGAAGAGAUACAGAAGAUCAAUGUGUAGCUGCGCAUCAGGAAGAUCUGCACAAACCUCUGCGCAGAACCACGAACACAAGACGCUUCCUUCUCACGCUUCAAGAUGCAAGAAACUCACUCCUGCACCCGACACCUUUGUCGUUUUACACCCGCUGCCUUUCACUUCUCUUUUUUUGUGAAUAUUAAUGAUGUCUUUUAAUGUGUUUCUGAUCCCCUGCUGUCUCUUGCAUUUGUGUUUUAAUCUCAUCUGUUUACAUGUAUCUAGAGACGUGUGACUAGUUGUUUACGUCUGUAAUGAUCAGAAUGCGAGGGAUUCUGUGUAAUUGCAGGUUAUUUAUCAUGCACUGUUAUGUAAACCGUGUUUGACCGGCAGGGGUUUUCAAACCAGGUCUUGAAAAUAUGAAAAAAUAGGUUCAAUUAAAUAAGCAUAAAUAAUCUGAAUGAAUCUGAAAUAUGAUUGAAAUAAAAUUAUUUAAAAAUAAAUAAUUUGAUUAAGGUAAGAAUAUAUAUAUUUUUUUAUUUCUUUAAAAAACAUCUGUAUAUAACAAAAACAAUUUGAUUAAAAAAAAAAAAAAAAUUAAACAAUUAAUACAAAAAUAAAUAAUUUACAUUACAUUACAAUUUGAAUAUAAUUUUAAACAUUAAUAACAAUUUACUGGUUAACAUCUGAAUUAAAAAAAGUUGAUUACAAUAAAUUGAUUUUAAAAUAAUAAAAAGUGAAAUAAACUGAAUUUAAAAGUGUGAUUUAAACAAAUGUAAUGGUGUAGGUUUCUAGUAAGCAAAGAAUAAUGUAUUAUUUAAAAAACAACUUAAAAAUCGUUUUAAAAAUAAAUAGGUAUUAAGGACUAAAAUAUUUUUUUUUAAGAAUUUAAGUUUAAAUGACAAUCAUCUGAAAUGUGAAUUAGCAUUUUUUUACAAUAGUUUUUCGCAAUAUAUUAAUUUAUUUUUAUAGCUGCCUUUUAAAUGUUAAAUCAUGGCCCCUUGCAGCAGGAUGAUCAUAUUUUUGGAAUCAUGUUGAAUCAUGUGAGAUAAUAAGAUUGAAGAAGAUCCAGAUGUGAGUCUCAGGGAUGCACAGAUGUUCUAAAGCUCUGAAUGUAUAUGAGGAACAACUGUUUCAAACUAUGUAUUAAAAUGUGUUAUCUGUAUGUCAUUAACACCAAAGUACUGUAGUAUUACCAUGAUACCGUGAAAGUACUUUUAAUGAGUUGAGUGUGUGUGUGUGUGUUAUUAUAAAGUAGUUCUGGGUAACUUCUUGUUUUACUGUAAGAGAUCCGCUAUGCAGCGCUUCGAAGUGCAAAUAAAGCCGUUUGAAGAUCAGGCUGAUCCCGGA